Scophthalmus maximus (turbot) is the source of this 2214-nucleotide messenger RNA. RefSeq names its product eukaryotic translation elongation factor 1 epsilon 1 (gene eef1e1). Gene Ontology annotation, biological process: positive regulation of DNA damage response, signal transduction by p53 class mediator. The record is from RefSeq and is a predicted model, not a curated record. Lineage: Eukaryota; Metazoa; Chordata; Actinopteri; Pleuronectiformes; Scophthalmidae. Gene Ontology annotation, cellular component: cytoplasm; aminoacyl-tRNA synthetase multienzyme complex; nucleus. Bases 71 to 592 code for a protein of 173 amino acids. The transcript is spliced from 4 exons.
GGAGGCAGAGUAGGGGCGGGUCUUCUUCCAUCACCGGUGGGAAAUAACCACCUCUCUGACAGUCAGAAACAUGGCAUUACGGGAGCUGUCGUCGCUGGAGAAGUAUUUAGAGCUUAAAAAGCCGAACAAGUACAGUACUCAGGGGGAUAAAAAGGUACCUGUGCUACAGAAUAACAAUGGUGCUCCUCUGGUGGGGCUGGUGACGAUCGCCCGUCACCUGGUCAAAGAGGCCAAGCGCACAGAGCUGCUGGGCGACUCCGCCGAGAGCAGGGCCGUGGUGCAUCAGUGGCUGGAGUACCGAGUCACCAGGCUGAACGGCUGCACGAAGGACGACAUCAAGACCAUCCUGAAGGAACUCAACCUCUACCUGCAGGACAAGUCCUACCUGGCCGAAAACCAGUUGACCUUAGCCGAUAUUCUCAUGUACUACGGAAUCCAACCGCUCAUAGUGGACUUGGCCGUCCAGGAGAAGGAGCAGUAUGUGAACGUGACGCGGUGGUUCGACCACAUGCAGCACUACCCCGGCGUGCGGCGCCACCUUCCCCCCGUAGUCGUGCUCCGGAACAGAAUUUACACCGGCAGGCACCACUGAGACCCGAUCAGACCCAGUUCAGCCCGACUCAACGCAACUCCCCUGUCCUUCUGGACCGGAACCAACGCAGAUUGUUUUCAAAUAAUUUGAUCGAGUGAAUUGCACGAUCAUCACCGUUUCCACACUUUCAAAGACCUUUUUAUUACUUUUCUUUCGAUUAUAAUUCCUGCCUUUAUGUUUGUCAAAACACGUCAAAACCAAUUAAAUCAGGGAAGAACAACUGAAUAAACUGUUUAGUGUUUGAGGUACAAAAAUUCUAUUAAGGAAAUUCUUGCUUAUACAAAUGUAGUUCAGUUCAUAUUCUUUGAAUAAGCCAGUGUUUUCAAUGAUAUAAUUACAGUUAGAAGUGAAAACAAGAAGGUUACUUGUCAUCUUGCCCUCUCACAUAUUUAAUCACAUUAACACUAUUUAUAAGAAGAUUGGUGUUUUAACCCUUCUCGUGUGGGCGCAAUGAUGUUUGACAGUUACGCGGUUGUUAUGAGGGGGGGUUGAUCUUUGGAAUUCUAUGGGUGUAUGUUUGUAGGAAGGCUGUACGAGCUGUGCUGUGAAGUGAAAAGCAAGUGAUGCAAGCUUGUUAGAAAGGUGUUUUCUUAUUUAUAAAUGGUGGUUGAAUAGUAAAACUUGUGCAUCUGAGCCUUUAACAUGCGAUAAUAAGUAUUAUAGGUUCAGAGAGGACCACAAUACCUAAAGCGUCUCUCUGCCCCUGAUGAAUCUAGUGUCUCAGCUUUCAUCCCCAACAGGACUGUGCCUGUCACAUCCAACUCUCAGCCACUUCACUGGACAGUUUAGUUUCUCCGUUUGUGUGUGUGUGUGUGUUCCUGAUUACAUCCCGCGCUCUGCUCCGCUCUCUCACCAGUUGUGUGUGGGCAGCAGUGAGCAGUUGAGCGUCAGCCGCGGAGUCAGAGAUCAGAGUGAGGCUCCCAAUCAGUCCCACUACCACCACUGUUGAUGCUGCAGGCCAGAGCGAGGGCAGCGGGCUUACCAGCUGCCACACAGAUCCAGCCAACCAGGGCCAGAACGCAGGCCCCUGGGCGACAGUCAGCCACUGUGUGUCAUUUCAACCCUUGCGCUCCCACAGGGAUACUAGGAGAGAGGAAGCGGGAGGGGGGGAGAGAGAGAGAGAGCACCCAGAGGCAGAGAGAUCUUUUUGUGACAUGUGAACAAUGACCCCUGCCUCCGAAAGCCUUACUGCUGCUGGCUGGAUGUUUGCCGUUAGAAUCAUUAACAGGCCAAGACGUGGCAGUGGCAGGAGAACCUGUAUAUUAACAUUGUGAAGGUGCUUGUGACAGAACAGUAGGAAAGUGAUUAAUGAUUAGUUGAAUAACUUAUUCAUCCCAUUUGCGUUUGCAGGUGUAUCAAACCCUUAACAGAAAUACUUGAAUAGACUAAAAUCAUUGAGCACAAAAAUUGACACGAUGGUCAAAUUUUGUCUGUGUGAUGUUUUUUGGGGGUCUUUGCAUUAAUGUUACUUUUUCUAAACCGUCUUACUCUGUUUAGAUAUUUUUUUUUUAUUUCCUCCAUGCAAACGGGCUCAACAUAUCUUUGUGUCUUUUGCUCACAGCCACAGUGAUUAAUGGUCUGAUGUACGAUAACAAUAAAUCAAAGGGAUACGCAGCUCAUGA